CCCCACCAUCACCAAUGCCUCACUGGGCCCCACAUUUCCCCUCCCAUCCCCCCCAUUUCCUUCCUGCCCCAUGGCCUCCGGCAGCCGCGAUGCUCGUGGGGCUGCCCCCAUAGCCGGGGGCUGGGGCCGCAUCCUGCGGGCGCUGGAGGAGCUGUCGGUGCUGGAGCUGCGGCACCUGAAGGCAGCUCUGAACCGGGGCCCGGUGGGCGCCGGGUACCGGACCCUGCCCCACGGCCGCAUGGAGGCUGCCGACGCGCUCGACCUCACCCACCUCAUCCUGGGGCACUAUGGGGAGAGCUAUGGGGUGAUGGUGACGGGGGCAGCGCUGAGGAGCAUCCAGAGGAGGGACCUGGCUGAGCGGCUGCUGGGGGGUGCCCCUCCCUGCCCAUCGGAUGACAUCACAGAUGACGUCACUGGUGACAUCACAGAGGACAUCACGUGUGACAUCACAGAUGACGUCACUGGUGACAUCACAGAGGACAUCACGUGUGACAUCACAGAUGACAUCACUGAUGAUGUCACUGAUGACGUCACAGAUGACGUCACAGAGGCGGCCUUGGCGCGGUUCCUGCUGCGGCACCGCUCGGCGCUGGUUCAGGGGGUGCUGGUUGUGGGGCCGCUCCUGGACCGGCUGCAGGCGUCGGGAGCGCUGGGGGCCGAGGCCGCGGCCGCCAUCACUGCCGGGGCCACCCCACAGGAGCGGAUGCGGCGGCUCCUGGACACGGCUCCGGGAUGGGGCCGCGGAGGCUGCGGAUGCUUCCUGAGGGCUCUGCGGGAGCUGCAGCCCUGCCUGGGGAGGGAGCUGGGGCUGCGCUGAGCUGGGGGGCCAGGGGAGCCAUUCGGUACCCCCAUCCCCAUGGGAGCCAUUGGAUAACCUCAUCCCUAUAGGACUCCUUGGAUAACCUCAUCCCUAUAGGACUCCUUGGAUAACCCCAUUCCUAUAAGACCCUUUGGGUACCCCCAUCCUGCCCCUCACUCUUCGCCCCUGGCCCACAGGUUUGCGUCCAAAAAAUUCCCUCUAUUUUAGUUCCAAUUCAAUCCAAUGUGUGAUUUAAAGUGGGAAACAAGCUUUUAAUAUCCUUGCAGCUCCUACUUAGUCUGAUUCUGAAGGGCUUGUAGCACCUGGUAGUUGUAGCAACCCUGAGGAGCCCUAGAGCAAACACACAAACCAGCUUCCAAAUGCAUUUGAGACCCAUCAAUAGAAGUUAUGUUUGCAAAUAGAAACACUUAAACAUGUUCAGCUACUGCUUUAAACAGUGAAGUCUUAUCAGUACCAGUAGUAAGGCUCAACACUGACCUUGGUUUAGCUGCAUUACAGAUGCUUGAGGCUGCCUAAGCUCCUGGUAAUGGGGUUUGAAUGCAGUUCUCUUUCUCCACCUCCUGUUUCAGAAGCCUCUUACUCUCUUUCCAUGUACAUCUUCCCAUGUCUCUCCAGUUAACCAGUUAACUCAGUCAAACUGGGACCUGUGUCAGGCUCAGCAAGACUCCCCCCACAAGCUCCAUAUGAAACAUUGCAAUUAAAAGCCAUUUCCGAGUCCAAUCACACAUAUAGGGCACACCAAUCACACAUAUAGGGCACACCAAUCACACAUAUAGGGCACACCAAUCACACAUAUAGGGCACACCAGCCCCACAUACUUUGCCUUGCAGUGGUACUUGUGGGGCAGCACUUCAUGGCACUUGGAACAAGAGCAGACCAGGCCACCUCUGGGCUCCCACAGCAGGAGAGGAGACCUCUGCCAGCCUAGGCCCGAGUUUAAGGUACCCAAGAAGAGAAGGUCCAGCAGCAGCCAAGCCCAGCCUGGAGUCUAUCAGGCUUGAGAACAAGCAACAAUCCAGUCCACAAGUCACCAUCAGGUCCAGCAAUUGCCAAGCUGCUCUAUAAUCAUAGAGAAGAUCAAGCCAGGCUAAAGUCCAGACUAAGAAUCUUCACAGGCAGGGACAGGGCUGAAAACAGCAUUCCGCCAGCAAAGCUCUAAGAAGGAGCUUAGGCUCAGAGCUGGGUUUAAAUAGGGCUCCUGGGUGUGGUCUAGUGCACAGGUGAGGCUGUUUAGGGUCAUUAAGGCUUCCUAAUGACCUCAGUGCCUUAAGGGGGCACCUGAGAGCAAUGGAACAUUCUAGUUCUAUCCACAGGGCCCACAGAGUGAGGUGUGAUUGCAGUGUUGGGAUGGGGUUUGUUCCCUCUGUUAGCUGGUGUCGUGGUUAGGGUUAGGUUUAGGUUUAGUUCUUCUUCCUCACCUACCCCAGAAACAUCCUAUCCAAUGAAUGUUCUGUGCAUAAGACACAACCACAACCACUUCAUUUGUGUGAGAUUCAGUAAAUCCUAUGGAGACUUUA
Messenger RNA from Melopsittacus undulatus (budgerigar), 2337 nucleotides. RefSeq names its product apoptosis-associated speck-like protein containing a CARD. The record is from RefSeq and is a predicted model, not a curated record. NCBI's taxonomy places the organism in Eukaryota, Metazoa, Chordata, Aves, Psittaciformes, Psittaculidae. Bases 71 to 817 code for a protein of 248 amino acids. The transcript is spliced from 2 exons. Gene Ontology annotation, biological process: regulation of apoptotic process.